GGAUGUUUAUUAUUCUGCCGUAAAUUAGGCCUUUAAACCACCGUUUAACCGGUUCCGUGUGUAACAGAACCGGGCCUUGGACGGAUCCCGUCUAGAGAAAGUCUGGAACUGCAGUUCUUCUCUUCAUUUGAUACAAUUCCUGAGCCGCUGCGGACUUUUAUGUUGAAAAUCCUCCCAGCGGAAGUUGUGUUUUACGGCGCUGAUCCUUCAUCAGCUGGACGGAUCCGCUCUGACCCACUUCGCCGUACAGAGGGACGGAACCAGCGACCAGACGGUACCGAACCCAGAGAGGCCUGCUUCUCCGCCCAGAACACAUCCGGACCGGCACCGAGCUCCGGUCCAGUCCCGGUUCUUGGAGAGAUGAGCGCAGCUGUUAGCGCGAAGGAGCCUCAGCGCGGCUGAUCCCGGAUUACGCAGCGAGCCGUUGGAGCCUGGUGAGGCGGCCAUGUUGGAUUUCUUCGUCAGGGUUCUGGUGUUGACUCGUCUUCACCCUUCGCCUCACUGCAGCUCCCUGCCAACCUAACUCCUCCUCCUCUCUUCCCCGGACCGGAACCAGAACCAGGGGCGGUUCUGUGUGUUUCUGGCUGUGGUGCCGUCAGGGUCCAGGUCCUGGUACCUCGUGGAAAAUGUCCUAUGCACAUCCAGACCUGCUCACCUGGAGCCCAGCUCACCUGCUGCGCUUGCUGCUGGCGCACCUGUGGCUGCUGGCUCCGCCCACAGGCGUGUCAGCGGACCUGUGCCGGGUCUCCGGCGGCGUGCUCGGCGUCCACUGGAGCAGCACCCUGAGCCUGGGCUGGACCCCGCUGGCGUCCGGCAGAGGCGGCGCCACCUGCUGGGAGUGGUGCUGCCUGGAGCCGCGCUGCGGCGCCGUGUGGAGCAUCGGGGGGCGCUGCGUGCUCCUCGGCUGCUCCAGGGAGGACGGCUGCAUCAUCUCCUCUCUGCCUCCGCCUCACGAGGAGUCGCUGGGCCUCCUGCAGCUGCUCUCCAAGGGCCCGGUCACAGCGAGGCGCAGGAAGCCUCGGCACGCUCUACAGGAACGCAGCCACAGGAAGCACCUCGCCCACACGGAAAGCUCGUCACAGAAAACGCCUCCUGCAGCUCCUGCAGCUCCCACGGCCCCCAGCGUCAUCACGCUCCUGCAGACAGCCCGGCAGAACCUCAGCCGGUCCAAUGGCAGCGCAGACGGCCUUCCUGCUUUGUCCCUGCAGAACGCCACCGUCGACGCCGCGCCGUCUUCCAAUGAGAGCGCUCCCACUCCGCCAGCAGCCAGGGAGCUGGUGGUGUCGGCCGGAGAGAGCGUGGAGGUGACGCUGCCUCGCAGCGAGGUGGAGCUCAACGCCUACGUGGUCCCGCCUCCCCCCCCAGGAACCAACUAUGCAUUUAACUGGCGCCUGAAAACUCAUCCCAAAGAUUACAGCGGAGAGAUGGAGGGCAAGAAAGGCAAGACGCUGAAGCUCAGCAAGCUGACGGUGGGCUUGUAUGAGUUCGAGGUGACGGUGGACGGGGACGGAGCGCUUGGACGUGGUUUUGUCAACGUCACCGUCAGACCAGAACCGCGUGUGAACAAGCCUCCGGUGGCCGUGGUUGACCCCAAGUUCCAGGAAAUCUCUCUGCCGACCAGCUCCACGGUGAUCGACGGCAGCCAGAGCACCGAUGAUGACAAGGUGGUGGCCUGGCACUGGGAGGAGGUCAAAGUGCCGCUGAGCGAUGACAAGCUCUCUGCCGACACGCCCGUCCUCACCCUCACCAACCUGGUUCCAGGAAACUACACCUUCAGUCUGACGGUGACGGACUCUGACGGCGCCACCAACUCCACCCAGGCCACGCUCUGUGUGAACAAAGCCACCGACUACCGGCCCGUGGCCAACGCCGGCCCAAACCAGGUGCUGCAGCUGCCGCGGAACGCCAUCACGCUGUACGGCAACCAGAGCACCGACGACCACGGCAGCCUGUCCUACGAGUGGUCGCUGAGCCCCGAGAGCAAGGACAAGGUGGUGGAGAUGCAGGGCGUCCGCACGCCGACGCUGCAGCUGUCGGCCAUGCAGGAGGGAGACUACACCUUCCAGCUGACGGUGACCGACUCGGCGGGGCAGCAGGACACGUCGCAGGUCACCGUCAUCGUGCAGCCAGAGAACAACAAGCCGCCCACAGCAGACGCCGGGCCGGAGAAGGAGCUGACGCUGCCGGUGGACAGAACCACGCUGGACGGCAGCAAGAGCAGCGACGACCAGAAGAUCGCCGCCUACCGCUGGACCCAGACCAGCGGUCCCGGUGGCGUGAAGAUCGAGAACGCCGACGGGGUCGUCGCCACGGUGACGGGCCUCCAGGUCGGCGCCUACCGGUUCAAGCUGACGGUGACGGACGACCGGCAGCUGGAGAGCAGCGACACGGUGACCGUCAUCGUCAGGGAAGAAACGGACCAGCCGCCCGUGGCCCGGGUUCUGUCCAGCCCGCCGGUCUCGCUGCCCGUCAGGACGGCCGCCCUGGACGGGUCGCGCUCCUCCGACGACAAAGGAGCUCUGACGUUCCUGUGGAGCCGAGACGACAGCAGCCCAGCAGCCGGGGACGUGCUGAACAACUCUGACCACCAGGCGGUGCUGUUCCUGGGGAACCUGGUGGAGGGGAAGUACAGCUUCACCCUGAAGGUCACCGACAGCAAAGGACAGAGCCACGCCGACAGCGGCACCGUGGAGGUGCAGCCAGACAGGUGGGAGCGUGAGCUGGUGGAGCUGGUGCUGGAGGUGGCCGUUUCCCAGGUGUCCCAGCGUCAGCGGGACCUGCUGGUCCGUCAGGUGGGCGUCCUGCUCGGCGUCUUCGACAGUGACAUCAUCAUCAGAGACAUCAGUGCGUUCAAUGAGCACAGCACCCGGCUGGUCUUCCUCGUGCUGGGCGGUCCAGGGCGCCCCCCGCUGUCCGGCCGCAGCGUCACGCUGAGCCUCCGCAGCAAACUGCGCAAACAGAAGAACGAGUUCCUGAUCUUCAAAGUGCGCCGCGUCGACACCGUCAUUUGCCAGCUGAACUGCUCCGGCCACGGAGACUGUGACGCCUUCACCCGCAGGUGUGUGUGCCACCCGUUCUGGAUGGAGAACCUGAUCAGAGCUCAGCUGGGGGACGGAGAGAGCAACUGUGAGUGGAGCGUGCUCUACGUCACCAUCGCCUCCUUCAUGAUCGUCUCCGCCGUGGCGACGCUGGUCUGGUUGAUGGUCUGCUGCUGCAACAGACGGCGGAGCAAAGCUCGGCGAGGAAAGAGUCGAUACAAGAUGCUGGAAGGAGAGGAGCAGGACGUCCUGGAGCUCCAGCAGCCGAGAACCACCCGUCUGAAGCCGGUUCCCGGGCCCACGUCCUCGGCUCUCAUGCACUCGGACUCUGACCUGGACAGCGAUGAGGGCCAGGAGCGAGGACACCUGCUGCGGCCCCAGAACGGCUCCCUGAAGAACGGCCAGGGGCCCCCCCGGGGCAAGAAGCCCCGAGAGGAGCUGCUAUAGGGCCCGCCGGGCGGCGCCGGUCCGGACGGUACCGCCGCUCCCGCUCUGAGCCGGAACCAGCAGAACCGAGCUGCCUCUGUGAUGGAGGACCACUGGCUCCACACUGUGAGGAUGUUUCCUGCUUUACUUCCUGCUGCAGCCGCCGGGCCCCCAUCCCCCCCCCCCCGUCCUCUUCCACUGCCGCGUCUGACGGCGCCACCAAACCACCCGACCCGGUCCAGAGGUGCCUGCAUGACCGGCGCCGGCCCGAGCCGGAGAUUCUGCUGCAUGUCUGUGUUUUUCUGUUACGGACCCACUGGAUUGGUUCUGACACUGGAGGGCCUCUGCUUAACGAGGCUCGUUAACGAGGCUGCUUAACGAGGCUCGUUAACGAGGCUGCUUAACGAGGCUCGUUAAGCUGCUGCUGAUGCACUUUGAGCUCUUGUUUCGUCACUGGAGUCGCUUUACUGGGAGAACCCAGCCAAGUCCAGGAAACGCUGUUCUGGUUCCACCCGGGUCCAAAUCAAAGCUGUUCGCUGCGCACAGGAAGAUCACUCAUGAUGGAAAAAGGUUUUUAUUUGUGAGCAGCUGGAAGUCUGUCUCCUUUUUAGUUUUGCUUUUAUUCUAUUAAAAACUUUUAUUUUGCUGACAGUGAAACAUCAUGAAGGGAUUUUAACCCAGCUUCAGUUUAAUCAGUCUUCCUGCAUCAGAUUAUCUGGACCAUGAGGCUUUUCCGGACGCUUUAAUCUGUUUCCUUGUUUAUUUGGUUCCAGCAGACUUUCCUCGCUGCGCUGCGUUGGUUCUAGUUUGGCCCAGAAAGCUUUCAGAAUCUAAGUAGAUUUGUUCUUUCCUGCAUUUAAAGAUGUGAAAACUGACCGUUGUUUCAAAGUGAAUGACUGUGAGGAAACGUUGGAGCUUCAUGUGAGGAAUGUUUGCUGCUCUGAUCAGCGAGCAGCGACAUGACGCGGCUGCAGGGCGCCUGGAGGAGCAGCCUGAGCACGCCGCCGCUGCAUGCAGGACCACUGAGUCCAUCUUCUCUGCUCUACAGCCAUGAUUCAGUUCCUCCUGACGCCACUUCUGCUUUUAACGCUUUCUUCAGACUUGGUGGGUUUAGUCGGCCAUUUUGUGCCUGAAGGUGACGCCGUGCACCAAGCUGCCAGCUCUGAGGAAAGGCGUUACAGCAGCAGGCGGGCGGAGCUGCGAUGUUUAUUCAUCUGUCUGCAGCUGUUACCCUCAGGACCUCAGCUCUGCAGGCUUCACUGUGAAGAACAGGGAGAACCUGCUGAAUGAUUGUAUUUCUACUCCUGUUUAAUGAAGGAUCGUCGUCCUUUCUGUGUUCGGUCAGACCUGAUGAAACUGGAUCGUCUCUACAUCAAAAUAAAAUGUUUUACUGUAAA
This is a messenger RNA of Fundulus heteroclitus (mummichog), 4861 nucleotides long. Its product is annotated as KIAA0319-like ortholog. The coding region runs from base 627 to 3485 and encodes 952 amino acids. The record is from RefSeq and is a predicted model, not a curated record. NCBI's taxonomy places the organism in Eukaryota, Metazoa, Chordata, Actinopteri, Cyprinodontiformes, Fundulidae. The transcript is spliced from 25 exons. Gene Ontology annotation, cellular component: plasma membrane; cytoplasmic vesicle.